This is a messenger RNA of Zasmidium cellare ATCC 36951, 768 nucleotides long. RefSeq lists its product as uncharacterized. The record is from RefSeq and is a predicted model, not a curated record. The coding region runs from base 1 to 768 and encodes 255 amino acids. The transcript has a single exon. NCBI's taxonomy places the organism in Eukaryota, Fungi, Ascomycota, Dothideomycetes, Mycosphaerellales, Mycosphaerellaceae.
AUGAAAAUCGUCCUCACCGGCAGCACGGGCUUCGCCGGCGCCGAAAUCCUCUCCCAAUGCAUCGCGCACAACUACAUCGAGCACGUCUACGUCCUCACGCGGCGCCCGCUCGACGCGCGCUUCUCGCACAAAAAAGUCACGCAGAUCCUGCACGAGGACUUCGAGACGUACCCGGAAGACCUGCUGCAGCGCCUGCGCGACGAGGGCGUCGAGGCGUGCAUCUGGGCGCUGGGCGGCAAGACGAAGGACCUCAAGAGCUUGGAUAAUUCGCGGAAGGUGAAUGUGAACUUCGUCGCCGCGGCGGCGGAGGCGUUCGCGAAGGGCCUGGCGCCGGCGUUGGGGCCGUAUCCUGGGUAUCCUGGGAAGGAGCCUAAGCCGGGCGUUGGGAGGUUUCCUUUUCGCUUCGUUUAUGUGUCUGCUUGGGGCGCGGAGCAUAACCAGUUUCGGAAGCUGUGGGUUGGGGACGAUGAUCGGAAAUUGAAAGGUGCGGCGGAGAAGGCUAUCUUUGCGACGGCGGAUGAGUCGGAAGAGAAGGAAGGGCAUAGGUGCUUCGAGGCGAUUGCGUUGCGGCCUGGUGGGAUUCUGGCGGGUAGUAGUGAGGCUAUGGGGACGAUUAUCACGCAGGCGAUUAUCCCGAGUGUGACGAGCGGGCAGCUGGCGAGCAUGGCGAUUCGGACGGCGUUCAGUGGAGGCAAGGAUGGGAAGAGGAUUUUGGAGAAUAAAGAUUUGCUGGGGGACGAUUGGGCAAUGGUGAAUUCAUUGAAUUGA